Molecule: messenger RNA, 1465 nt
Organism: Capsicum annuum
Lineage: Eukaryota; Viridiplantae; Streptophyta; Magnoliopsida; Solanales; Solanaceae
Exons: 8
Coding region: 479-1279 (266 amino acids)
Biological process (GO): protein ubiquitination
Cellular component (GO): membrane
Molecular function (GO): ubiquitin-protein transferase activity; zinc ion binding
Source: RefSeq, a predicted model, not a curated record
CUACUCUACCAAAAAAAAAAAAAAAAGUUAAUAGAGGUCAGACACAUCCACUCACUAAAUUUAAAACCAAAUUUUAAACUAGUCCGACGCAAAUACCAAGGCAAACAGACAAAUCGAGCCGUUAUAAAAAUAUAAUACGUAUAUUAUAUGUAUAUUCAAUUAUUCAUCCACUACCAUAAAAACCUCUAAAAAGCCUAAAAAUUCCAUUAAAUUCCACCCCCCUUUUUUUCUUACAAGGAACCAAAAAGUUUCAGAAAACAACAAACGGAUCACGAGCAUUCGGUGCUUUCUAUGUUUUCCUUUCUUCUUGAAAUUCCUCUACAAUUAAUUUAAAUUGACCCCAUUUUCUUCAAAUUCUUCUACUAUUAAUUUAGCCCCUUUUCUUGAAAUUCCACCAAUAUUCGCUGAUUUUUGGGUCCCUUUUUCUUGAAAUUCAUCAUUUUUCUCCAGGAAUUGUGUCAUUUUAUCUGGUUUUAGAAUGGGAGAUUGUUUGGUGGUGCAAACGGAUCGGCUUGUGAAGCCUAAUGGAGCCGAGGUGGAACCUUCAUUGUCAAUAGUUGUAGAUGAGAAGGGUGAUGAGGAGGUGCCACUAAUUGGUAAAGCAGAGUGCAGGAUUUGCCAGGAGGAAGAUUCUUUGGACAAGUUGGAGAGCCCGUGUGCUUGCAGUGGAAGUCUCAAGUACACACACCGAACAUGUGUUCAACACUGGUGCAAUGAGAAGGGGGAUAUUACUUGUGAGAUUUGCCAUCAGCAAUACCAGCCUGGUUACACUGUUCCUCCGCGAACUGUGGCUGAGGAGACAAUUAUUGAUAUUGGGGGAGGAUGGCAAAUCUCUGGUACUCCUUUGGAUUUACAUGAUCCUCGUGUCUUGGCAAUUGCAGAGGCUGAACAUCAACUCUUGGAAGCUGAAUAUGAGGAUUACAAUUCUGCAAAUGCAAGUGGCGCGGCAUUCUGCCGAUCCGCUGCUUUAAUUUUAAUGGCUCUUCUACUCUUGCGCCAUGCAUUACCAAUGACAGAUACGGAUGGAGACGAUGAUGAUCCAACUGCUUUCUUUUCUCUUUUCUUGCUUCGGGCAGUUGGCUUUCUUUUACCCUGCUACAUCAUGCUAUGGGCCAUCAGCAUUUUGCAGCAACGCAGGCAAAGAGAGGAAGCUGCAGCAUUGGCAGCAACACAAUUUGCAGUCGUGGUACACUCUGGACAGCCGAGAGGUCUACAGUUUACCAUAGCAUCAGCUGCACCAGCUACACCAGCGGCGUCCGCUUCUGUGGACCACGUUUAAACAACAAGAGGAGAUCGCGCUUGAUCUCUUAAAUGAAAACUAAGUGCUGCCUUAUGCUUGAUUUGUUUUAUCUGUGUUGUAGACAAAUAGCACCAUCUCAUCUUUUAUUCAAAAAAAAUCAAUGUCACUAAGCUGUAUAUUAAUCGUUUCAUAUUUAUUAUAUCUAUGUAUGACAUUUUUGAUUAA